Jaculus jaculus (lesser Egyptian jerboa) is the source of this 3793-nucleotide messenger RNA. RefSeq names its product VPS52 subunit of GARP complex (gene Vps52). The coding region runs from base 215 to 2386 and encodes 723 amino acids. Gene Ontology annotation, cellular component: GARP complex. The transcript has 20 exons. The record is from RefSeq and is a predicted model, not a curated record. Gene Ontology annotation, biological process: endocytic recycling; Golgi to vacuole transport; lysosomal transport. Gene Ontology annotation, molecular function: syntaxin binding. Lineage: Eukaryota; Metazoa; Chordata; Mammalia; Rodentia; Dipodidae.
GUGCGGAUGGGCAUCGAUGGUUCCGGUGCGAGGGCGUGCUCGAGGCGUCCACCUUCCCAUUUGCGCUGGGGUGAAGCGGUCAGAGGUGGAAGGCUGGCGCCAAGCGGCUUAGCUCAAGGCUGCUAGAACUCUGCUCUGUGCAAGGCUCUCUGGGACUUGCAGUUCUCCUUGGGAAGCGGAGACUUGACAGCUGACGGAAGCGAGGCUGCGGGGAAUGGCCGCCGCGGCUACCAUGGCGGCCGCCGCCCGCGAGCUGGUGUUACGGGCUGGGGCCUCAGAUAUGGAGGAAGAGGAGGGUGUGCUGGGGGGCGGUCCUGGGCUCCAAGAGCCCCUGCCACUUGGAGAGUUGGAUAUCACCUCUGAUGAAUUCAUCCUGGAUGAAGUAGAUGUUCACAUCCAGGCCAACCUGGAGGACGAGUUAGUAAAGGAAGCUCUCAAAACGGGUGUGGACCUGCGGCACUAUUCAAAGCAGGUGGAGCUGGAGCUACAGCAGAUCGAGCAGAAAUCCAUCCGGGAUUAUAUCCAAGAGAGUGAAAACAUAGCAUCUCUGCACAACCAGAUCACAGCCUGUGAUGCUGUCCUGGAGCGCAUGGAACAGAUGCUGGGAGCUUUUCAGAGUGACCUCAGCUCCAUCAGUUCCGAGAUCCGGACCCUGCAGGAGCAGUCAGGAGCCAUGAAUAUCCGACUUCGCAACCGCCAAGCAGUUCGGGGCAAACUCGGAGAGCUUGUGGAUGGUCUGGUUGUACCUUCUGCUCUGGUCACGGCAAUUCUAGAAGCUCCAGUGACAGAUCCCAGGUUCCUGGAGCAGCUGCAAGAGCUGGAUGCCAAGGCAGCCGCAGUUAGAGAGCAGGAGACGAGAGGCACGGCUGCCUGUGCGGAUGUCCGAGGCGUGCUUGACCGGCUCAGGGUUAAGGCGGUCACGAAGAUCCGGGAGUUCAUCCUCCAGAAGAUCUACUCAUUCAGAAAGCCCAUGACCAACUACCAGAUCCCCCAGACGGCCCUGCUGAAGUACAGGUUCUUCUAUCAAUUUCUGCUGGGCAAUGAGCGGGCCACAGCGAAGGAGAUCCGGGACGAGUACGUGGAGACGCUGAGCAAGAUCUACCUGUCCUACUACCGCUCCUACCUGGGGCGGCUCAUGAAAGUGCAGUACGAGGAAGUUGCAGAGAAAGAUGAUCUGAUGGGUGUGGAAGACACAGCCAAGAAAGGAUUCUUCUCGAAGCCUUCCCUCCGCAGCAGGAACACCGUCUUCACUCUGGGCACCCGGGGGGCUGUCAUUUCCCCUGCUGAACUGGAAGCCCCCAUCCUAGUGCCCCACACUGCCCAGCGGGGAGAGCAGAGGUAUCCAUUUGAAGCUCUCUUCCGCAGCCAGCACUACGCCCUCCUAGACAAUUCCUGCCGCGAGUAUCUUUUCAUCUGUGAAUUUUUUGUUGUGUCUGGCCCAGCUGCACAUGACCUGUUCCAUGCUGUCAUGGGCCGUACACUUGCCAUGACACUGAAGCACCUGGAGUCCUAUCUGGCUGACUGCUACGAUGCCAUCGCUGUCUUUCUCUGCAUCCACAUCGUUCUCCGAUUCCGCAGCAUUGCAGCCAAGAGGGAUGUUCCUGCCCUGGACAGGUACUGGGAGCAGGUGCUGGCCUUGCUGUGGCCACGGUUUGAGCUGAUCCUGGAGAUGAAUGUCCAAAGUGUCCGCAGCACUGACCCCCAGCGCCUUGGGGGCCUGGAUACUCGGCCCCACUACAUCACACGCAGAUAUGCUGAGUUCUCCUCUGCGCUUGUCAGCAUCAACCAGACCAUUCCCAACGAGCGCACCAUGCAGCUGCUGGGGCAGCUCCAGGUGGAGGUGGAGAACUUCGUCCUCCGAGUGGCUGCUGAGUUCUCCUCCAGGAAGGAGCAGCUUGUGUUUCUGAUCAACAACUAUGACAUGAUGCUGGGGGUGCUCAUGGAGCGGGCUGCAGAUGACAGCAAAGAGGUGGAGGGUUUCCAGCAGCUGCUCAACGCCAGGACACAGGAAUUUAUUGAAGAGUUGCUCUCGCCCCCCUUUGGGGGUCUGGUGGCAUUUGUGAAGGAGGCUGAGGCUUCGAUUGAGCGUGGACAGGCCGAGCAACUUCGAGGGGAAGAAGCGCGGGUUACACAGCUGAUCCGUGGCUUCGGCAGUUCCUGGAAAUCUUCCGUGGAGUCUCUGAGUCAGGAUGUAAUGCGGAGUUUCACCAACUUCAGGAAUGGAACCAGCAUCAUCCAGGGAGCACUGACACAGCUCAUCCAGAUCUACCACCGCUUCCACCGCGUGCUGGCGCAGCCGCAGCUGCGGGCCCUGCCGGCCCGCGCCGAGCUCAUCAACAUUCACCACCUCAUGGUGGAGCUCAAGAAGCACAAGCCCAACUUCUGACGGCCCCACAGCCGCCUCCUGAGGACACUGCGCCACCCACGCCCUCUGACCUGCAGCCGAGGGCCCACCCUGGCUCCUCUUGCCUCUCAGGCCCUUAGCAUGCCUCACCUAGCCUCCCCACGUGGGCAGGACCCUGCCUCAACGAUACAAGCCUCCUGACUCUCCAGCCAGCCAGAGUGAACUUUCAAAGUGACCUUUGUCACUGUCCCAAUUUCUUUGGCCCCCUCCUCUGUUCCUCUGCCCCCAAGGAUCUCCCCCUCCCCAGUCUCUGACUCAUUCAGCUUUUGUUACCAUAUCCUGAAGCAGGAAGCCUCAACCCUUAGGUUUGGUGGCAGAAGAGGCCACCAUUGUGAUUCUUUUUCUGUACUUUUUUGACCUAUGAUCUCAACAACUUGAACACUAACCUGUCACCUCCCAGCUUGAGAAUUACUCCAAAGUCAGUCUGUAGGAAAUGAUCCAUAUUUGAUAUGAUGUAACAAUCUUCCCUCCUUUCCUCUCUCCUUUCUCCAGGCUCUCAUUCCCUCACACUACUUGGGCUCACAUCCUAGUGGGCAUCUGGAAGGGGCAGGAAUAGUGAUAGAGAUAUCCUGUAAUUGCUUCAGACCCAAGCAGUGGACAAGUUGCUUAGGGAGGGGAAGGAGGUUGGCCUCUGGUUAAAAAGGCCAAUGACUGCUGCGUGUUUCAGGCAAGCCCAGGACAAUAGAACUAGUUCCAGGUUGGCCUAGGACAGAGGGAGACCCUACCUGGGUGGGGAGAGGAAAGGCCACUCACAGGCCUGGGAGUAUGGUAGGGCUGCUUCAGGCACUGUCCCAAAGGCUGCCUUGGGAAAAGCCUAAGUUGAACCGUCUCCUGUCCCUCAGCCCGUACUUGCAGCUGUCACAGCUCCUUAGUUCAAAUCCCUGCAUGAACGCUUGGGGCAGGGGUAGACCUGGUUCCUCCAGACAUGUGUCUCAUCCACAUCUGUUUGACUUCAAGUCCACCCGCCCGCUGGACACUGCAUUCGAACUGAGACAAGACUGCAGAAGCAGGCGACUGAGUCUUCAGGGAAAGCUGGGCCUACACUGUUCUCUAAUCUUGUUUUCUUGGAGGAAAGAGUUUGGUCAAGAGUUGUGGACUGUUAAAGCAGUUUAUUUAGCACAACUAACCAAAACAAGCACUCCAAAGAACCAGUGGAUUGGGCUUCUCCAAGGUAGGGAGAAGCCCAGUGGGUUUUCCAUUGUGGAUUCAAAAAAUGUUUCAUAAAUAUUCAUGAAGUGGUAUAUGCAAUGGAGUAAGGUAAUCUGUUCUUAAGUCAUGGUGGAAGGGAUCUCCCUUUAAGCUAUUCCUGUGAUCCACUAGCGAAACCCACAAACGGGGGAGGGAUUAAAACCACAAUACAAGUGAUAUUAAAGUGACAUUCAGUCUCAA